AUGUUCCCCAAAACAGACAACGUCUAUCGGAAGUGGAUCACAGCAAUCAGGCGUGAUGAAAGUAGACUAUUUAAAGUGUCGAAGGCAACAAAAGUCUGCUCGAAGCAUUUUGUGGAAACAGACUUUGUUCGUAAUGUGGCCAGUGGCCGCAGGCUGCUCUACGAACACGCAGUUCCAUCAGUGUUCAGUUUCACCAAGCCUAGAGUCACUAGGAAGCCACCGAAGGAGAGACUUCCACCAGUCAUACACCAGGCUUUGCAAGACCUUGAAGACCCAAACCGAAACUUGGAACAAGAAUCGCAAAAUCACGAAGACCCGUUCCCUAUCCCCGAGCUGCAAGAAGUGUACAGAUUAAAAGCUCAGCUGGAGGCCGCACUUGCAAAAUGUGAAGUGCUAGAAGCAAGAAGUGUGCCUUUCGGCGUAGAGAAAUUCCGAGCCAAUGAUGAGGACAUUCAGUUUUAUACUGGGUUGCCCAAUUACCGGAGUUUCCUUAUUCUUCUAAAUUUUGUCGACGCUGGCGAAAAUGGGAGAAAUAUUCUCAUGCAACAUGGGAGGCACUCCUCUGUCUCGCAGAAGGCCGGACGGCGACGAAAGCUGUCGGCAGAAAACCAGCUGUUUCUGGUCCUCAUGAAGUUGAAGGGCGGAAUCUUCCACAAACACCUAGGCCAUCUGUUUGACAUUUCAAUGAGCACCGUGUCAAAAUUGUUCAGUGCAUGGAUGAGCUUCCUCUACCUGAACCUUACCCAGCUGGGUCUUUGGCUGCCACGGGAGGCCAUCGACACCACCAUGCCAGUUGCGUUCUUGGACAAGUAUCCGACGACGCGAGUCAUCAUAGAUGCUACGGAAGUCAGAUGCGAAGUAGCAAGUUCCUUUGUCACACAGUCGGGAACUUACUCUUACUAUAAGUCAACGAACACAUUCAAAGGUCUCGUCGGCAUUUCGCCUAAUGGCCUUGUGACAUUUGUGUCAGAGUUGUAUAUGGGAUCUGUCUCUGACAAAGAAAUUGUGAUAAAGAGUGGACUGAUCACGAUGCCUUUUGAUCAAGGGGACUCUGUCAUGGCUGACAAAGGAUUCAAGAUUGCCGACCUUCUAAAACAUCUUGGUGUCACGCUUAAUAUCCCUCCUUUUCUAAAUCGGGGCAAAUUUUCAGUUGAGGAAGUGGAGGAAACCCAGGACAUCGCAGCUUUAAGGAUCCAUGUUGAGCGACGCAUUCAAAGAAUUAAGUCGUUCCACAUCUUUGAUCGACCCAUCCCCAUCUCGCUGGCACCCCUUGCUAACCAAAUCUGGACUGUUUGUACCAUACUCACGAACAUGCAAUCACCAUUGAUUAAGGAUAACGAGUAA
Molecule: messenger RNA, 1344 nt
Organism: Ixodes scapularis (black-legged tick)
Lineage: Eukaryota; Metazoa; Arthropoda; Arachnida; Ixodida; Ixodidae
Exons: 2
Coding region: 1-1344 (447 amino acids)
Source: RefSeq, a predicted model, not a curated record